AUGAAUGGCCCUUCGAAUUCAAGGCCCGCGCGGCCCAUGAGCAUCAAGGAGAUUACCAUAGCAGCAGAGGAUUUUGAUUUUAGGACUACGAUUCCCUUCAAGUACUGGGCGCGUUCUGCCGAUACUCUGUUUCAAGAGGCAACCUUUGCGCUCCAAGAUCGCGACAUACGAAAAGCAUACCAGAUGCUAUGGCGACACUCGAUUCUCGUUCUUACCCACUUGAAAACACACCCUGACGCCAAGUUACCCGAAAAUAAGGCGCUCACGAAACCGCUGUUCGACCGCCAGAAUAAGGAAGUGUUUGGGCUACUGGAGGAAUUGAAGCCGAAGAUCGACCAUGAUUACAAGGAAUGGCAGUCGAUGAGUGCGUCAAAGAGGAGAGAGGACGAUGAAACCACCAACAGACCCACAAACUACGACGAGUUUGCCGCCCGAGACCCGACCUUAUCCGGAAAUGCCAAGAUCCUCGAUGCCGCCGAUAACCAGGAACUUGCAGUGUCCCUGGCGCAGCGAGACUACAAGAGGAGAGAUGCUGCAAGAAGGGCAACGCGACAGGCCGGUGUCAGCGCAGAAGAAGAGCAGGAACGCCGGAAGGGCGGCCGCUGGGAAGACUGGGAGCACUUCGGCAGCCCGGCGACGGCGGCAGCAGAGGAGGAAGACAUAAGGAGACAGAUCGAGGCAACACGGCGCCGACUCGACGGAACCGACGGGGGAAGAGACGAGGACAACUUUAGGGAAUCACAAGCUUCAUACUACCAACGCCAGGUGCCCCCGCCGAGAGCGCCUCCCAGCUACUCAUACAAUUACCCGUCCAUUUCACGACCAAGAGCGCUGGAAUGGGAGGCGUCGCCGUUGGAGCCGCAGCGCAUUUACACGCCACCGCCACCGCCUCAACCACCAAGGCCGCCAAAGGAGGACUUCACGAUGAUGCGCCAGGAGCUCGAUGCCGCGCCUCCCAUGAGGCCGGGCAAAGAGCCGUUGCCGUCGUACAGGCCGCCGUCGACAACUGACGCGUUGCAAGGGGGCGUUCCGGAAUUGCCAGCCAAGGAGAAGGUGAUGCCGCCGGCGGAAAAAGAGCGGCUCGCUUUCCGGCCGGCAGCUUACCUGGAGAACGGCGACCCUAUUCGACCUGUUUUCCUCCCAACGCAGCUCAGGGACACGUUCCUCAACAUUGCUUCUGAAAACACUCGGAGAGGCCUGGAAAUGUGUGGCAUCCUCUGUGGACGACCCGUUAAUAAUGCGCUGUUCAUCAGCUGCCUUCUCAUCCCCGAACAAAAGUGCACGCCCGAUACGUGCGAGACCGAGAACGAGUCGUCGAUGCUGGAUUACUGCAUCAACGAGGACCUUUUGGUGGUGGGCUGGAUUCAUACGCAUCCCACACAGACAUGCUUCAUGAGCUCGCGAGACCUACAUACGCAGGCCGGGUACCAAGUCAUGAUGCCGGAGAGUAUCGCCAUCGUCUGCUCUCCUAGGCACUCCCCUUCAUAUGGCAUCUUCCGCCUCACAAACCCGCCAGGGCUUCCGCACAUCCUGCAGUGCACUGCGUCCGAAACCUUUCACCAGCACUCCAUCGACAACCUGUACACUGGGGCGAAGAACCCGCCUGGUCAUGUCUAUCACUCGGAGAAGCUUGAUUUUUACGUAAAAGACUUGCGGCCGAAAUGA
Molecule: messenger RNA, 1665 nt
Organism: Colletotrichum orchidophilum
Lineage: Eukaryota; Fungi; Ascomycota; Sordariomycetes; Glomerellales; Glomerellaceae
Product: Mov34/MPN/PAD-1 family protein
Exons: 3
Coding region: 1-1665 (554 amino acids)
Biological process (GO): protein K63-linked deubiquitination
Cellular component (GO): endosome; membrane
Molecular function (GO): metal-dependent deubiquitinase activity; K63-linked deubiquitinase activity; protein binding
Source: RefSeq, a predicted model, not a curated record